AUGUACGUGUGUUCGAUAUUUUUGUUGACAGUUUCUUUUGUUUCCGGUGCACAAUACAGUAGGUGACAGGUGACUUUAAAAGUAAAAAUGACAUCUCUUUUCCAGAUUAUUUAAAGUUUCGGGAGUUCAAUUCGGUUCCAAAAGGGCUCGAAGAAAGUGUCGACAGAAGUUUCCCGAACACGGAGCUCUUCAUAAAAUGGGAAAAUUGGAGCUGUUGCUCUGCGUGCUGCUGUCCUCCGGCAGUCUGCAAACAGUUCGCAACUAGUGAUAACUGGUGACAUCACUGUUCGGAAUCUCUUUAUCGAAUUAAAAUGUUUAGCAAAGUGGUGAAAUCAGUACGAAAUCGGCGUGGAACUUUGAUGGUUCGCAGAAAAGGAGCCACUGGAGACGAUACUUUGGAGGAUUUGUUCAGUAAAGUUGAUGAAGUUAAACUAUCGGAUGCGUUGGAAAUUGAUAAUAUCAAGACUGAUCUGGACAAUUCUAGAAUUUCUCUAGCGAAGAAAUUGAGUAUUCCGACCGAAACUUUAUCCGUUUUUCAAACCGAAGACUGUCAAAACAAUGCACAGAAGACGGACUGCUGGGAGCUGACAAAGUGUCUUUAUGGAAGUUCGAAUGUGAGAGGAAUUUGAUCUGGUAAGAUAGAAAGGAAGCCAAUAUUUCAGAUUUUACCAGAGAAGGAAGUGGCGCUGGUGGAGGAGAGAGAUGUUUGCGAGAAUGCGUCGAUAUUCGUACUCCGCGACGCCUACAACAUUCUCAGUCUGGAACCAGAGAAACUGUACCGCCUUCAGAUAGAUCUGUCCGUCGGAGACGGCAACAUGAUCCAAGCGAACUUCACUUUCAACGGAGAGAAAGUGGAAUCGCUGGAGCACGUCAGGGACUGUGCACAUCAGCCGAAACGCAUUGUCAGUCGCUCUGUGCUCACUUCCACCCGUUUCCUUCGUACUUUUCUUUCCAGUUUCAACACCCAAACGGACAAGACGUGAUAGUGCGACUCACCGAAGAGCAGCUAUCUAAAAACCCAACGAUCGUCGCCGUUAUCAGUUAUCAAAACCCGGCACGCCUCGAAAUUGUCGUCGAUAUUGUGUUGCAGACGAAAAAGAAAGAGUAGGAAUGUGCGUUUCCGUUCCGAAAAUCCAGUUCUGAUUCAGGGAGAGAACGGCCGACAAAGAACAGUGGUUUUCGAUGAUUUUGAUUUCCUCAUUGGGUACUUACAUUCUUUAUUUUCCAUCAAAAUCUCUCAUUUGCAGCCGUCUGCGGUCUGAUCCUACUUGGAUUGUCUCUGUUUUUCCUGCGUUGA
Caenorhabditis sp. 36 PRJEB53466 is the source of this 1297-nucleotide messenger RNA. The record is from the annotation of a GenBank genome assembly. NCBI's taxonomy places the organism in Eukaryota, Metazoa, Nematoda, Chromadorea, Rhabditida, Rhabditidae.